AUGGAUCAAUUCCAAGCUAUGAUUGAGCCAGCUCGCCAAUUCUCAAAGGACUCUUACCGUCUGGUCAAGAGAUGCACAAAGCCAGACAGAAAGGAAUACCAAAAGAUCGCCACGGCCACCGCGAUCGGAUUCGCCAUCAUGGGAUUCAUUGGAUUCUUCGUCAAGCUCAUCCACAUCCCAAUCAACAACAUCAUCGUCGGAGCCUAA
Caenorhabditis remanei is the source of this 207-nucleotide messenger RNA. RefSeq lists its product as uncharacterized. The transcript has 2 exons. Lineage: Eukaryota; Metazoa; Nematoda; Chromadorea; Rhabditida; Rhabditidae. Gene Ontology annotation, biological process: protein targeting; post-translational protein targeting to membrane, translocation. Gene Ontology annotation, molecular function: transmembrane protein transporter activity. Gene Ontology annotation, cellular component: membrane; Ssh1 translocon complex. The record is from RefSeq and is a predicted model, not a curated record. Bases 1 to 207 code for a protein of 68 amino acids.